Messenger RNA from Choloepus didactylus (southern two-toed sloth), 547 nucleotides. RefSeq names its product SH3 and multiple ankyrin repeat domains protein 1-like. The record is from RefSeq and is a predicted model, not a curated record. The transcript has 3 exons. The coding region runs from base 1 to 540 and encodes 179 amino acids. NCBI's taxonomy places the organism in Eukaryota, Metazoa, Chordata, Mammalia, Pilosa, Megalonychidae.
AUGCGCGGAAGCCUCCGAGGCCCCCCGCCCGAAGGCCUCUUGCUGCAGUCUCCCUCAUCGCACCUCACGGGUCCUGCGUGGACCUUGCGGCUGAGGCGUGGUCGGUCUCUGCCGGGCUCUCCCGGGCGUCAGCCUCCCUCAGGCUGCCGGGGUCAGGAGAGCUCUCACGCCUCCGCCUCCGCCCUGGGUCGGGGAAACCAAAGGUCGGGAGGCAAGAGCGCCAGGUGGCAGCUCCGGCGGUCCCAGCCCAAAGGCGCCGGCCUGGCGGCUGGAAGACCGCGCUGCGCAGCGGGCACAUCUGGGGGAGCAGCUGCCGGGCCCGAGCGGGUCACGUGGCACGCAGGGUGGGGGUUGGACCGCCGGGGAGCCUACAGGCCAGGACUCCCGGGCGCUAGGGAACGUGCCCGACCUGGACACGCGUCGCCGAGGAUGCACUCUGCGGUCUACACGCUGGCACGCAAGCCCCCAGCCCCACACAGCCCCCCACCUCAGGAGCCAGACCGCCUGGGUUCAAUGCCACCUCCCAGCUGUGUGAUCUAAAGCAAGU